UUCGUCAAGCUAAGCUAGGCGUGCUUAAAAAUAUUAAAUUAAGGAGCAAAAUUUAUUUGGUGGUUUCUUUUUUUAUUUGUAACGGGGCGUGACUUGCCCGAGCAAACGCACGAACACAAGACGCGUUCCCUUGCAGUCAACCGGCGGAUGACUCGGGUAGCGGUGAUGUUGAGGCGGUGUGGAAGACGUUUUUGUGUAGGGAACCAAAACCAGCUGCAGUCCAGAGGAUCACAUCCUUGCCUGUUUGCUUCCUGCUUCCAGUCAAGCAGGGUUUAGGAAGGAAACGAGAUAAACGUGUAUCCUUUAUCCUCCGAGCUCAGGAAAGGUCAAAUAAAUAAAUAAAUAAAUAAAUAAAAUGUAGGAAAAUUUUAAAUGAAUAUAUAUUUGCAUUUUUUUCCACUAUGCUGCAUAUUGUUGCCUUCCUAAAGCAAUGGCCAAAGUGAAAGUGAAAGUCUUUUUUUAAAUCAUCUCUUGGCAAAAAAGAGGUAGUGACUUUUUUUCAUUUAUGCAAAAAACAUUUUGGCAACAAAAAAGUGAAAUAGACAUAGGCCAUUAUUAUAGAAACAUGACUAUAUUUAAUAAAUCAUCUAAAGCAGGGGUCUCCAACCUUGUUUUCACCGAGGGCUAAAGUCCCCGAGUUGAGAGUCCUCUGGGGCCAAAAUUUGCUUCUUCUUUUUUUUUUUUUUUUUUUACAAUCGAUGACGCAUAAAUAUUAUUAUGAAUUUUUGUUCUCCUUUUCCUGCACAACAAUACAUUAAACAAGUCAUAUUUUUUAAUAAAACCAAGAGUAGUCUGACAUUUCCCUGAAUGUUUACAGUUAUUUAACUUUUUUGGCGCUUAUUUUUUUCCUAUUUGGUCUAUUUAGUUCGUUUCUAGCCAUAGAAAAGGAGCAACAAAAAUAUAUAGCAAAAAAAAAAAAAAAAAAUCAAUUAAAGUUUUUACAUUUUUCAUUUAGGGCAUAAACUUGCCACGGAAAUCUCCACCUGAAACAAUUUACAAAAAGUAUCCAUCUUGCGUGUAUUUUUGUGUGUUGAUUCCCGAUAACAUUAGUGGUUGUCAGUUGCUAUGGGCAACGAGUCUGCUUGUAGCCUAGCCGACACCGAGAGCGAGAAAAAAAAAAGAAGAUUAUGAGUGGUUUUUAGUUAUUCUUCAAAGGUUUUCCUGCAUUAUUUUUCCCCUCUGCUGUGGCGCAUUGUACUAAACAUAAUAAUACCUACGUAUAUCUCCAGGUUCCUUUUUGUUAGCAGAACUAUGUAAAAGAACAGUCUUUUCGCCCUCCAGCGUUGUGCGCAGGCGCGAAAUUUCCGGACGUAAACAAUAACAACACGGCAACGGGUCUAUUCUCGCAUGUCGGACCGCCUCCGGGUGGGGCGGUCCUACAUGAAUAGACCCGUUGCGCUGUCUGACACCACGCCUACCCAGAGCGCCGCUCUGCCUCGCCGGAUGACAAUUGAUGCGCACCCACACUAACACACAGAGGAAUAACUUUACAGUAGCGACCGGGGCGCUCCACAGACCGCUGCGCCGCCGACUCUUGUGAAAACAAGCUCCCAGCCCCCCUCUCGGCGAAAGGAAAUGAAGAGGAGGCUCCACAAGAAGUACUUGGUUUUGAUUCUGGCAUAUACAGGUUUACUUCUGCUUAUCCCCUACGUGUUAGAUAACCGGGAUAAAUCCGCCCAGAAUGCCAAACUGCCGCAGCAACAGCCCAGAUGCCCCGACCUGGAGAAGACGGUGGCGCUCCUCUGGGAUAACGGGUUCAAAGCCAACGGCAGCGACGCGGCGGAGAACCCGGCGCCGACGAACAGGACCCAGACCCGGACGCACAUCUACCUGCACGCCACCUGGAGGACCGGCUCGUCGUUUCUGGGGGAGCUGUUCAACCAGCACCCGGACGUUUUCUACCUGUACGAGCCCAUGUGGCACAUCUGGCAGGCGCUGUACCCCGGCGACGCGGGCAGCCUGCAGGGCGCGGUGCGCGACAUGAUGAACGCCCUGUACCGCUGCGACUUCUCCGUCCUCAAACUUUACGCCGGCUCGCAGAACAUCACCACGGCGUUCAUCUUCGGCUGGAAGAUGAACAAGGUGAUCUGCUCGGAGCCGCUGUGCGACGCGCACCGGCGCCACGAAAUCGGGCUGGUGCGGGAGGACCAGUGCGCCAAGUGCCAGAAGCGGGACCUGCGCGAGCUGGAGAGGGAGUGCAAGAAGUACCCGGUGAUGGUGAUCAAGGGGGUGCGCGUUCUGGACCUGAGCACCCUGGUCCCGCUGAUGAGAGACCCGGCGAUCAACCUGCAGAUCAUCCAGCUCUUCAGGGACCCGCGGGCCGUGCACAACUCGCGGCUCAAGACCAAGCAGGCCCUGGUGAAGGAGAGCAUCCAGGUGCUGCGCAGCAAGAAGCAGAGCGACAAGUACAAGCGGCUGCUGGUGCCCAGCAACAGGAUGAACCGGGCGGAGAGCUACGUGGCGAGCGCCAUGGAGCUGAUCUGCGACAACUGGCUGAGCGACGUGAUGCUGGUGAUGAACGCUCCCCCGUGGGUGAGGAGGAACUACCUGCGCCUUCGCUACGAGGACCUGGUGCUGCGCCCCUUGGAGGAGCUGCAGCGGCUCUUCCGCUUCUCCAACCUCUCCAGCUUCCCGGCGCUGGAGAGGUUCGCGCUGAACAUGACGCACGGCCAGGGCUACUCGUCGGACAAGCCCUUCCUCAUAUCGUCCAGGGACGCGAAGGAGGCGAUCUACGCGUGGCGGGAGCGGCUGAACGUGGAGCAGAUCGGCCAGGUGGAGGCCUACUGCAGCGAAGUGAUGAGGCAGCUGGGCUACGAGAGGAACACCGUGGUGGAGAAAAGCAGAUGAGGAUCGGAAAGCAGCGUGUGAGUGGUCCUCCUAAUCAAGGCUGAGGGGCAGAAGGUGGAAUAACAAAACAGGCUGCAGGAAUGCAGUCCACUAGGAGCUCUCAAGCGUGCCUCUUGGGUUGUUUUUAUCCUCACCCGAGCUGGGUCGAUGAACUGGAGAAAUGGUGAUACCGAAAAGACGAGGAGGAGGAGGUUGUGUGUGUAUGUGUGUGUGUGAGAUUGGGUGGUUGGGGGGGAGAGAGAAAGAGCAGCCAAUCGGACUCAGUUGGAUUUGAAACGAGGAGAAGGAAGCUUAUUUUCUCACCGUGCUGCCUGUUCGACACCAGGAGGGUCCCGUGGAGACGCGGAGG
This is a messenger RNA of Xiphophorus maculatus (southern platyfish), 3196 nucleotides long. It is a transcript of the gene chst7, whose product is annotated as carbohydrate sulfotransferase 7. The coding region runs from base 1576 to 2847 and encodes 423 amino acids. The record is from RefSeq and is a predicted model, not a curated record. Gene Ontology annotation, cellular component: Golgi membrane. Gene Ontology annotation, biological process: N-acetylglucosamine metabolic process; carbohydrate metabolic process. NCBI's taxonomy places the organism in Eukaryota, Metazoa, Chordata, Actinopteri, Cyprinodontiformes, Poeciliidae. Gene Ontology annotation, molecular function: N-acetylglucosamine 6-O-sulfotransferase activity; chondroitin 6-sulfotransferase activity. The transcript has 3 exons.